Messenger RNA from Oryzias latipes (Japanese medaka), 5586 nucleotides. RefSeq names its product Rho GTPase activating protein 40 (gene arhgap40). Gene Ontology annotation, biological process: signal transduction; regulation of small GTPase mediated signal transduction; regulation of actin filament polymerization. Lineage: Eukaryota; Metazoa; Chordata; Actinopteri; Beloniformes; Adrianichthyidae. Gene Ontology annotation, molecular function: GTPase activator activity. Gene Ontology annotation, cellular component: cytoplasm. The record is from RefSeq and is a predicted model, not a curated record.
GGUCAGCCAAACUAAAUCCAUGUUGGUUUGUUUUUUUUGGUCAGAGCCUAGCUUGUUUUUUGAAAAUUUGAACCCUUAUGGAGCAUUAAUGCUGUUCUGUGUGGUGACCUAAAAGUGAGUGGAGAAUCUCCAGUUUUACGUGCACUAAAGUCUAUGGUUUGUGAUGCUAAGUUAAUGUUAAAAAAUUUAGAUUCUUUUGAGUUUUUGAUGAGAUACUUUUUUUCUGUUUAAUUUAAUGAAUUAUUAGUUUCCUUUUGUACAGUUAUAUGCACUAGAAUCAUUCAUUUAAAUAGAGCUGAGAUUAUUGAAUAUUUCUGGAAGUAUGCAGUAUAAAUGCAGAAAACUGUGACUUCAGGUCUGUAGAGCUACAUAUCCAGACAUCAGGAAUGUGUAGUUGUAAUGACAAUGGUUUUAAAAAUAAGCAAAAAUGCCAAAAAUUUAAAAUUGCCAGAUUCAGUGAUAAGAUUGUUAUAUCUGUUUCUCAAACUGUUCCUGUAAUGCUUUUGCAUUCUUGUUUAAGCCCAAAUUUUCCAAACUCAAGGUUUAUGAACAAGAAACUCCAGAAAGCUGUGUCUCACUGCCUUGCUUGGACAGUGGCGCUCUUUUAUUCUCUUCAUUAGUAAUGACCCAAAAUGGGAUCUCUUCAUCAUCUUUGUGCCCUGUGAGCUGCCAGUGUAUCGUUCCAAUUAACCAGAUGCAAAAAGAAGUCAGUGUGCACAUUGAAAAUGACUCGGGAUCAAUGCCGAUGCCAGUGGAGUUGAUAAGUUACCCAUUAGUGUGCUUUUGCAGAAAUAUUUUUAGUUACUCUAUAGCAGUAUCAUAAGCAGGUAUUUAAACAUAACUAGCUGUUUUGUUUGCUGGAAUGUUAGCUUGCUGGCUUUGAGACCAGUAAAGAUUUUUAAACACGUUUGCUGUUGACAGAUACUCUUUGAAGCAGUUUAUAGUAAAAAAAAAAUGGUCGUCUCUAUAGUCGGGUUGGGAUUUUACGAUUCAGUCAACAGUGUCUCAUCAUCUAUGAAAUGCUGGCUGCCAGUUAAGCAAGAAUUUCAAUUUAUUCAUAAUAUUUAACAAUUAAGAUUGAUUUCAAUUAUUUAAAUUUUGUAAAGAUCUGUUACAAUGCAAGAUUUGGGUUAAGUAGACAUGCAAUUUAAAAACUGUACCUAUAAGAUAAACACUAUUCUCACAUUCAUGCUCUUCUUGUCACAUGUGUUCAGUUUCUUAGUAUUUCUAGUAGAAAAAUAAUUUUGCUUUUUGUAUUUCUUAACAAACGCCAUAUUUUCUCGGUUCCCAUGUUCUCUAUUUCUUGAAUUGACAAGAUACAAAUCUGUUUCCAAACUGAAUCCCACUGAAACCCUGAACCCCGGAGUAACACCCCCACCCCCCGCCCCCAUCUUGAAACUGGUCUAACCAACUGCUUCAGUCUAUUUAAACAUGAACAUGAAUGAGGAACCGCUAAAAAAAGCUCCCGUCAUUCACACAUUAAGAAUGGCAGUAACUUCACGCUUUACUGACAACAAUUUACUGACAACAGUCAUUGCUUUGUGGUUUGUCAUCAGUCACAAUGGCACAAGAUUCUAUCUGACAUUCUCUGACAAAUGUAGGAGUAACUUCUUGUUUUAUUUCUAGAUUCAUUGGUAUGAACAGUGUGACUGAACCAUGCAUCAGAGUCAGCAGACCAUCUCCUGUAGCUGUGAUGAGGGUCACAUAGGAGCUUCAGGGUGCAAGUGUCUGCUGGCUCACUGUGUCCCAUUGUUAGAAGAGAACUGAGAGCUUUGCUGUGAAGCACUGAAAACCAGAAAAUCAGGCACCCUUUUUCAUUGCUGAGUUUAAUAAUGAAUCCACAAGCACAAUUUUUAUUCUCAUUUAUUUUUGCUAACCACCUCAGUUAUGCAUUUGAGUUUAUUUUAUACAGAAAGAGCAAUAAUUGCAGAUCUUUUAGUCUAAAUAGGGGUGUGGCCCCUAAAAAAACUGAUUUCACAUGGUUACAGUGACAUCUAGUGGAUGUGUCAGGUACUUGUCUUCCAGGCCACACAUCACAGGAACAAUAGAGACCCCCCUUUGUCUCCACUCUCGCCAUCUAACUACGCCUCUCCUUUUGUCCCUCUGUAUCUUCAAGCUGUCCCGGAAGAUUCAUCCUCCUCUCGCCGCCUGUCUUUGUCAUUCCACCUGCUCCGUCUGAGUCUUUGUCUCUGCUCAUUUGUUUGCAUGUGCGAUUUCUUUACGUGUGCGUAUGUCUGCACCAGAGAUCCCAGCCCCACCGAGAUGAGCGUGGAGCCCUGGGCCUGCCCGCAGGACCAAACGACUUCUGAGCAAGCACAGAGCAUACAGCCCUCCCAGGACCAGGAGCAGCAUCUCGACAAACUGUGCCUUGACUCUUUUUGGAGUGAAGUCGAGACCAUCCGACAGGGGAGUGGCGACACAGACCUCGACUGCACCAGGAGAGACUCUAGACAGUCAGAGGAGGGAGAACAAGAGGAGCAGUGGCUGGCUGAUGCUGGAUUAUCGACCCUCAUCCAGGACGACAGUGAGGAUGUAGAUAACGCGGUGCUGCUGUCCACUUUGACCAGGACACAGGUUGAGGCUGUGAAGCGUCGGCUGGAUUCCUACACCCUCCGCAAAAAGGACAAACCGCCACCCCGGGACGUUCGUGAGAUCUUCAGGACUCCUAUAGCUCAGAACCUUCUGCCUGAGUCUAAAAAUAGUGAAGAGCUGGAAAAAGGAAUAAUGGCUUCAGUUACAAAAACGGCAAUGUCAGUGACACCAGAACAUCAUCGCACUGCUCCCAAAGAAGAAUUCUUAAUCACAGACGUGGCUUACUGUGAACAGGCCGUCAUCUUUCUAAAGCAAGCCAAACUGCCACAGAAUAACAGCCAGAACAGCCAACGCAGGAAAGAUGAUGGCACGCUUCCUAUGGUGAUUUGCCCUAAGUGCCGUCUAGGUGUGACUCGUAUUCACGAUCUCUCUCCUGUUGACAUGAAGAAGGUGCGUCAGUUGGCGCUCAUUGAUUUGACAGCACUGUGUGACCUUUUGGAGCUGGAGGUGAAAAGGCACAAAACAGCAAAGAGAAAAAUCCCUGAUAACUCACUUUUUGGAGUGCCGUUGGCUGCGCUGCUGGAGCAUGAUCAGAAAUUGAAACCAAACACCACAAUUCCACUGUUCCUAGAGAGGUUGUUGUCAUUUCUUGAGAAGAGAGGAAUUGAUUCAGAAGGGAUCCUGCGGGUUCCAGGAUCUCAGUCCAGAAUUAAGCUGCUCCAACAGAAUUUGGAAGCCAAUUUUUACUCUGGGCACAUCAGCUGGGAUGAAGUUAGUCCAAACGAUGCUGCUGCACUUCUGAAGAAGUUUAUCCGAGAGCUGCCAGCUCCUCUGCUCACCGCCGAGUAUCUGAACUCCUUCAGCGCUGUAAGAGAAAUCACAGAGCUGAAGCAGAAGCUUCACAUGUUAAACCUGCUUAUUCUGCUGCUGCCAGAGCCCAACAGGAACACACUAAAGGCCCUGCUCGAGUUCCUCAGUAAGGUGGUUUCCAGAGAGAAAAAGAACAGGAUGAACCUGUGGGCCGUGGCGACCAUCAUGGCUCCCAACCUGUUCCUCCACAAAGCCGUCCCCAGCAGGCUGACUGAAGGAGCAGAGAAAGGACAGGCAGAGAAGGCAGCUGAUGUUAUGAGGCUGCUCAUCCGCUACCAAGACCUGCUCUGGACGAUCCCAAAUUUCCUUGUGAGCCAGGUGCGUAAGCUGAACGAGAACAGCAACAGGCGUUACCAGUUCUACGAUCGGCGCUUCAAGAACCUGCUCAGGAAGAUUCACACAGACAACAGGGAAAGACCAGAGAAAAGCAACUCUGAGGCCUGCCGAACAGUGAAGAUCCAGAACGGAGAUCUGUUGAACGGAACCAUGGAGUUCCAGCUCAACAUGAACUCCCGCGCCUCAGACCUGCUCACCCAGUUUCAGCGGCAGUUCCUCCUCAGCCCUGAAAAUGGAAAAGGCAAAACGCGAAAAAAUGGCUCGGUGGUUUACCCAGAUUGCGCGCUGUACGAAGUGGGAGGAAACAUCGGUGAGCACUGUCUAGAUCCAGACACACACCUACAGGAUCUGUACAACAGUAACCCUGGAGGGGAAUGGGUCAUAAGGAUGAAACCCAACGGAGGCAAAGGGCCGUGAAGACUGAAAGAGCGAUGAAGAAAAUCCUGUCUUGUUUAUCCUCUGAGCAACAAGCUAGAAGGAGCCAGAUGGAUGGAGCAGAAAUGGACACAAAAGGAGUUUGCCUGGAGCAGACCCCUCCAAACUGUUUGCAGUCGCCACACACUGCACCUUCUGUUCCCCUCUAUUUUUACUUUUCAACCUCUCCUAGUUAUUCCUCGGAUCAUCAUUGGUCUCCUGCGUUAUUGCAGAGCCGGAUAACUGCAAGCUAUAAACUGCCUAUGUGACUCAUUGCUACCUACAGAGAACCUGCUGAAGGAAAAAAAAAAGAGGAAAUGAGAUGGACAGCCUCGCUGGACCGUUUUUCUCCACAUAUUUUCACCAAAGCAAUCAUGUCCAAGUGCGAGAAAACAGAUGGGGAUGCAGAGCACCUCUGGCUAUACCGAGCUUCAGUCACCUCCCCCUUCCUCAUGCCAGCUUCACAUCAGUAUACAUGUGUUCUCAAACAGGUUUAAUCCAGAUGCGGGGGGGAUACGGAUGAACCGUAGUAUUCAUUCUUAAUACAUUUUUCAUUCUUUGUACAUUUUAACUUGGUCUUGCAUAUAACUGAACAGCAAGAGGUGGUUUAAAAUACAACUGAUUAAAGAAAAAGCAAAGCAAGUUGCGUUGAAAAAAAGAGAACAGGAAGAAGUCAGGAUGGCUUCACUCCCUGUAAAAAUGCCAUUUUUCCUGAUCAAUCAGUGAGUCAACCUUUUCAAUCACCCUGUCCUUCCUGCUCCUGUGUGUCGAGUGUGUAGCUUUUGAAGAUGAAGUAAACAAAGAGCCAGGGCUUUCGUCCGCCCGCUCUUCUCUUGAUUCCUGCCAUUCAAAGAGGAAAUGAGACCUGAUGAACUGAUAUCUCUUAAUGCAAGGAACACUGCGAUCUCUGCUGUUUGAGGUCGCUUGACAUUCACAGAACGGUGCUCAAAGCAAAUCAAAAGACCUUUUUUUAUCUACCAACGCCAAGGGAUUUGGUGUCACAACCUCAAGGAGUUAUCGCACCUCUAAAGGGAGUUUUUAGCGACACACAGUGAAGCUGGUCUUCAGUUCAGUGUUGGAGCGCAUGAAUAGGAGCCACAGUGCUCACGUGACUCAUGGGGGAAUACCAGGACUAUAAAUAAUAUUUAUAUGAAUGUAAUGCCAUUGAUGCUUGUGUAGUUUGUGUUGUGUAAGGUAGAAUGUGAAGUUGCUGCAGUCAGUGUAACAGUAUGUUUACUCAGUUGGUCAGUCUGGAACUGUGUGUGUAAGUUUUAAUGCAUACAUGUUUUUUAUGAAUUUCUGUUAUGUGGAUCAAUUUUUCUGUAAAUAUUUCUUAAUUACAUACUUUUGGCUGAAAUAAGGAAUCACUGCAGGCUUCUUUGUUGUCAUUCAUCGCUUCGAGAAGCUUUUCUGAUAAUAAACAUGGGCAGCAGA